AUGCUACGAACCAGACCAAAUGCAGCUGUGGCUGCUUCGAAUAAUAAUGCUCGCCGAUCGUCCUUGGAAGUCGGUUCCGGAGCUGAAACUAACAAUGAUAAGACUACUAGUACUAGUACUGGAAAGAAAGAAUUUCGGUUUCCUCGACAACAACGGCGACGAAAACGUACCUCCAAACGACUAAUGUCAUCCUUGCAACGUGGACUCCACCGAAGACUGCGGCAUUACUUGAACAAGCAUCCACAAAAGGCUUUGCCUUUUGCCAUUGUAUGUACGGGUGUGGCCAUUUUAGUCUUGUUUGCACUCUUUGAACUAUUCCAAGUGGUAGGGAUGACGAAACCAUCCUCCAAAUCCACAAUAUUACGCCCAACCAUUUCCAAUGACUUUGAGAUUGUCUUUCCCAAACAACAACCAGAACAACAUCAUUGGAGGAUGCACAAAAAUGGAAUCCAAAUGCCAAUUCCAUGGAGAGACGAAGACUAUUUUGAAAAUGACAAGGAAGAUAAUCCAUAUAUUGAUUAUGGUGGCCUCGAAAUGGACUUUUUUGCCGAAGACAGUGCCAGGCGGAAUAUUUGGUACGAUUUCCAAUUGGAGGACGGCUUUCAAUACUUCAGUCCACUCAAACAAAACGACGAGGACCAGGACGAGGAAAUGGAGGAUCUUGCUUACUUUGCCUUUGACGACGACUUUAAGCGUGACGAGUAUGGCAAGGACACGGAGUACGACUAUCAAUGUCGUAGAACGCACCAACACCGUUUGAACUUUCCGACCUGCAAUGUCUACCACGAAAUUGAUUUUAUCCAAUCGCAAGGAACCUAUCUAAAUGCUGGAGCUUAUCGACAGGUCAUGGUCGGAAAACAUGACAAUGUAGACAAACAAGAGCGAAUCAUCUUUAAAGAUAUUCAUUUCGACUUUGAGGCUACGGAAGAAAACUAUGAAUUUGUUCGAAUGGACGCCAUUGUGGCGGAACGACUCACCGCCAGUCCUCGAAUUUAUGAUAUUUACGGCUUUUGUGGAUUGGGAAUCCUUUCGGAAUUCUUCCCACACGGAGAUUUGGAAGCCGAAAUUGUACCCAACGAGGAUGCCUCCGUCGACGAGGGAUAUGAUCCACAGAAUGUGCUCUCUCCGCUAGAAAAACUCCUAAUGGCCAAGCAAAUGGCAGAUGCCGUUGCUGAUUUGCACGGACAUGCUGGUGGAAUCAUUGUUCACCAAGAUAUCCAACUAUCGCAAUUCCUAUGGAAUGCCGACAAGACCAUGGUGAAACUGAAUGACUUUAAUCGAGCCGAGUUUGUCCUCUUUGAUGACCACAAGAAUAAAUAUUGUGGCUAUUGGGAAGGUGUGGGAUCUGGAAGUUGGCGGGCUGCGGAAGAAUAUGCCGACAGAGCUCUUACAGAGAAGGUUGAUGUGUUUAGUUUGGGCAACAAUUUUUUCUCCAUUUUGACAGGUGUCGAUCCAUUCAAUGAGAAAGAAACUCCUGAAAUCCAGAAACUUGUCCAGAAAGGAGUCAAAGCACCGCUGAGCGAGGCAUUUCGAACUCAUUCAUUCGCGGAGAAGCGGCUGGCCCACCUAAUUGACCACUGUCACGAACAUAAACCAGCGGAUCGGCCAACCAUAUUUGAGAUUGUUGAAUACCUUGAGGCAUCAAUACGCGACGCUAUGAGUAAGGGCGAAACUUAG
Molecule: messenger RNA, 1677 nt
Organism: Cylindrotheca closterium
Lineage: Eukaryota; Bacillariophyta; Bacillariophyceae; Bacillariales; Bacillariaceae
Source: the annotation of a GenBank genome assembly